Apodemus sylvaticus (European woodmouse) is the source of this 4732-nucleotide messenger RNA. It is a transcript of the gene Nme6, whose product is annotated as NME/NM23 nucleoside diphosphate kinase 6. The record is from RefSeq and is a predicted model, not a curated record. NCBI's taxonomy places the organism in Eukaryota, Metazoa, Chordata, Mammalia, Rodentia, Muridae. Gene Ontology annotation, biological process: UTP biosynthetic process; GTP biosynthetic process; CTP biosynthetic process. The coding region runs from base 529 to 1089 and encodes 186 amino acids. Gene Ontology annotation, molecular function: nucleoside diphosphate kinase activity. The transcript has 6 exons.
CGGACCCGCGCUUUCAUGAAGCUGUCCUAUAAUGGGGAAUAUGUAACUGAAGAAAGCUUUGAGAAAGUAUGACUGUAGACGUGAGCUGAGCACCAGGGGGCAAGUAGGAGAUAAGCAGGAAGUAGAACUUGCAUACGGGGUUUGGAACACUUCUUUAGAAGGAAGCUUUGAGAAAGUAUGACUGUAGACGUGAGCUGAGCACCAGGGGGCAAGUAGGAAAUAAGCAGGAAGUAGAACUUGCAUACGGGGUUUGGAACACUUCUUUACACAAAGAUUGUCAGGCCAGAAAGGUGUGGAACUGAAAACUCCCUAUGAAAGGAGCAAAAGAGGGUAUCCUGAGUGCCCCGCCACCAUCUUAUGAGUGCAAAUAGGAAAGUGAGCGUCUUACAGCCUUACAGUCUAACACAGUUCUGUGAGUGCCGGGUGAAAGCCCUGCUGGGCUGCAAGGCUAUGCGGUUCCAGUGCAGAAGGUGCUGAGAGUGCAACACUGCAUAGUCCUUACUCCAACUCUCUGAUGCCAGGACUAAGAUGACCUCCAUCUUGCGAAGUCCGCAGGCCCUCCAGCUCACGCUAGCCCUGAUCAAGCCUGAUGCAGUUGCCCAUCCGCUGAUCCUGGAGGCUGUUCACCAGCAGAUUCUGAGCAACAAGUUCCUCAUUGUACGAACGAGAGAACUGCAGUGGAAGCUGGAGGACUGCCGGAGGUUCUACCAAGAGCAUGAAGGGCGGUUUUUCUAUCAGCGGCUGGUGGAAUUCAUGACAAGUGGACCAAUCCGAGCCUACAUUCUUGCCCACAAAGAUGCCAUCCAGCUUUGGAGGACCCUGAUGGGACCCACCAGAGUAUUUCGAGCACGCCAUAUAGCCCCAGACUCAAUUCGUGGGAGUUUGGGCCUCACUGACACCCGAAAUACUACCCAUGGCUCAGACUCCGUGGUUUCCGCCAGCAGAGAGAUCGCAGCCUUCUUCCCUGACUUCAGUGAGCAGCGCUGGUAUGAGGAGGAGGAACCACAGCUGCGCUGUGGUCCCGUGCACUACAGUCCAGAGGAAGGCAUCCACUACACAGCAGAAACAGGAGGCCCCAAACCAGCCUAGUAAAGUCCUGUCAGCCCCGAGACAGUGGUCUGAAGGCACUGUCCCUGUUGGACCGCACCACGCGCUGGAAGGUCUAGCUGACCACAGCUCAGCUGCUGCAGUCUAGCUCUGUCUAUCUACCUCUUCUGUAGAGUAUUCAUGGGUGUUGAGGAAGGAUGGUGAUGCCUCUUAUUACAAAGAACUGUCCUCCUUCCUCAAGAAAGAGCCUGCCUCUUGACUAGUCGGGAAAAUGCAGUGCCUGUGUAACCAGCAUCCGACCUGACUUCCUUACUAAACUCUGUGCUGCCAAAUGUUCCAGGCUGGCAGUGUUCUUUUACAGGCUUUCUCUGCCCUUCCUUGGAGUCCUGGCAUCUGCCCUGAAUCCAGACUUCUGAUCCGUUCUAACUGACUCUCAGUGGGUUGAUUAGGUAGCACAUAAAUGCACUCAUUCACCAAGCUCAGUGUGGACUCAAACCAUGCUGUGUAUCUCAGCACAGGCUGUGUCCGAGGAGGAGGUUCCUCUGCGCCUCUGCCCAGUAAAGGUGUGUUUUAAUGAGGCUGGGUAAUAAGGCAAGAUUUCUGAUUUCCACAUAGGUAGUUAUGCCUCCAUUAUAUCAGCAGGACCGUUAAUGCUUUGUGGCAUUACGGCGAAUGUCAACGGUCUAAAACGCCGGAGAUUAUUCCCGGGUAUCUGUCAGCUGACUGUGCUUCUGUCGAGUUCACCAGGCUCACUUGAGCGGCUAUAGUCAUAGGGUGAGUUGAUUAUGGCCGGUCAUCGUGAGCUGAUCAAUACAUCGUGUUUCUGGUGCCCAAAGGGCAGGCCCAUAUUACAGAUGAGGAAGCUUUUGCUUAUUGUCUGAGUUAGAGGAUAAAGACUCUAGGAUGUGGUGGCCCAUGCCUUUAAUGUUAGCACUCAGAAGGUAAAGUAUUCCAAGCCAGCCUCUGAACACACAGAUAGAGGUUCUGCAAUGACAUUCAGCGCUAAAGCCUGAUGUCCAUAUCUUAGGUACAAAUCCACAACUAAAGCCAUCUACCAAGCAAUACAUCCAGGUAUGAGAUCUGAGAACACUGCUAAAAGCUAAGAUCUAGAUCUAACAUCAAACCCACUGAUCUAGACCAUCCCAUUUCAACAUGCACGUACAGCCCCAAGCCCAAAUUCCUAGUUGAUACUGCUCUUACAGGUCAAUAUCCCAAAGAUGUAACCUUACAACACGUGUGGCCUGAAUUGUACUCCCUACCCCAGUUUAUAAGCUGAAUUCCUGAUUCCAAAUAUUUCAGAAUGUGAGUCUAUGUGGAAGUAGUCAUUGCAGACAUAAUUAGUUAUGCACACACCCCCAGGAAAUAAAUAAAUAAAUGUAAUUUAAAGCUUGAGAUUAAGGCAAUUUAAAAAUACUCUUCAGAAUAAAUAUAUGAGGGCUGGAGAGAUGGCUUAGUGGUUAAGAGCACUGACUGCUCUUCUGAAGGUCCUGAGUUCAAAUCCCAGCACCCACAUGGUGGCUCACAACCAUCUGUAGUGAGAUCUGACACCCUCUUCUGGUGUCUCUGAAGACAGCUACAGUGUACUUACAUAUAACAAUAAAUAAAUCUUUAAAAAAAAAAGAAGAAGAAGAAAUAUAUGAGCAUAACAAUAAUACCACCACCAGAUGAAACAAGAUAAAAGGGAGACCGCAUCAGAUUGUCCAGUUAGAAGCAAAUUCAAAUGAUGGAUUUACAGGGGAAGAGACAAAGAAGGCAGGUUAGAACUCAGAUGGAAUCAGGAAUUCAAAUGAGGUAAAAGCUGCUCCAGAGAGACACAGCCAGAUACAGGGAGCAGAUCACAACUAUGGGAUUCAGGGUUAUGUCCAAUGAAGACACCUUGAAAAAGCUUUCUGACACUCUGAGGAUGAGACCCUUACUCAAAAACCGAGCUGUCAGUCCCAACACCCUUAUAGGAAGUUUUUUGGUUGGUACCAGACAGUAGGUGAUGGUUUGUGUCAGGUCUUUGUUGAAUUUUUCUGUUGGGGUGUGGUUGUCUUGACUUCCUCUUUUUCUGAACUUGCUGGGAUAUUCUUUUCUGUGACUUCCUAGAGGAAUUUCUGCAUGAAGUUCAGCUCUGGGAACUGGUGGUUCCUGGUGUUGACUAUGGGAGGUUACAGAAAUGGUCCCUUCUUGGCUGUAUGCCAAUAGGACCACAGGUAGGGCUGGACACUUGCCCCAAGGCUACCAGAUGGAAUCAAAACCUUGGUCACCCAUGGAUUCUAUGAGCCUUCUGGAAACAGGAUACCAAGCUUCAGACCCAGGGAAGUGUGGAGGCUGAGCUUGGAGCCACAGACCUAAAGUAACCUCUGAGACCACUCCAGUCUUACAAUGGCCAAGGGGACUUGAGGACCGUAACCUCAUACCCUUAAUGCCCUUAGAGACCUCUGCUUUGGCCCUUAGAGGCCAAAGCUGCAGUUUCUCCAGUUGGCACACUGAAGCAGUAGCUCAGGUCCUGCACUGACCUCUAAGGCCACUCACUGCAGUCCUGAUGGCAGGGUGCUGUUUGGUGAUACAGAAGCCAGAGGACUGGCCUUCCUCUUUCCCUUUGGUCCCACAGAACUGAUGCCCACAGUGUCCUCUGGCACCCACACACAUGCUAUAGUGUGCAAGUGUGAGCAGCCUUGCUGACAACACACACGAGAACUGAAAAGCAACCUAUAAAAAAGAAAAAGAAUAUGAGGGGUUGCAGCUGACAAGAUGGCUCAGAGGUUAGGACCACUGAGUGCUCUUCCAGAUGACCUGGAUUUGAUUCUCAGCACCCACAUAGCAGCUCACAACAGUCACCCCCCAGUCUCGGGAUCUGACGCCCUCUUCUGACCACAGGUACAAGUAUGGUGCACAGGCAUACAGGAAGACAAAACACCCAUAUAUAUAAAAUAAAAUUUAAAAUGUUUAAAGUACAUUGAUGGAAUUGGUCAUGGUGGCACCUUUAAUCUCAGUUCUGGGGAAGAAGAGGCAGGAGAAUUUCUUGUGAAUUCAAAGCCAGCUGUGUCUGCAUAGUGAGACUCUUUUUCAAAAUAAAAACAACAAAACCCUCAGGAGAGUGUGCAAAGAGCUGAUGACAAAAACAAAAAAAAACAAAAAAAAAAAAGCUGAUGACACCAGCCUUUGGAAACUAGGGACCUUUUUGACACACACACACACACACACACACACACACACACACAUAUGUAUACAUAUAUGUAUAUACAUACGUGUGUAUGUAUGUAUAUAUAUAUAUGUAUGUAUGUAUGCAUAUAUGUAUGGUUGGUUGGUUUCCUUUAGUUUUUUUGAGAUAAUGUUUCUCUGUAUAGCCUGACUUUCCUGGAACUUGCUCUGUAGACUAGGCUGGCCUUUAACUCAGGCAUGCGCCUGCCUCUGCCUCUCUGGUGCUGGGACUAAAAGUGUGCACCACCACCAACGUUCCUAAAAACAUUUUACCUGACAGUCAUACAAAUGUUAAGUCAAACAUAGGUAAGCAAUAAAUGGAUGUUUAAGGACUGGUUUUGUUUUUUUAAGACAGGGUUUUUCUCUCUGUAUCCCUGGCUGUCCCGGUACUCACUCUAUAGACCAGGCUGGCCUUGAACCCAGAGAUCUACCUGCUUCUGACUUCCAAGUGCUGUGUGCCAUCACUACCCAGCUAAUAAAUCUUUUGUUUGGGUUUUGG